This is a messenger RNA of Prorocentrum cordatum, 1971 nucleotides long. The record is from the annotation of a GenBank genome assembly. Lineage: Eukaryota; Dinophyceae; Prorocentrales; Prorocentraceae.
AUGGCUGAGGACGGAGGGCGCUACACAAGCCGGAGCUUCGGGCAGGCGUGGCUGGACAGGCACGUGCACCUGUACGUGGCCGCGGGCGCCCCCCUGCUCGGGGCCCCGGCGGCGGCCAGGGCCACGCUGCUGGGGGACAGGAUGGGCCUGGAGGCGUUCCUGACGAUGCCCGAGGCCACGCUGAUGGCACGCUCAUUCAGCAGCUCCCCCUGGCUGUUCCCGAUCGGCGAGCGGGCCAGCACGACGUUCUACCUGCGGCGGCAGAGCCUGCUGGAGGUCCGGGACUUCGUGGCGUGCCUGGAGGGCCUCGGCGUGGAGUCGAACAAGAACAGGAUCGUGCUCGCUGUCGAGAUCGACAUGGGCCCCGGCUUUGCCGCGGAGUCGCUGACAACCAAGUCGUCGGUGACGUUCGAGGACCAGACGGCGACCUUCGAUCCCGGCAGCAACCUGAUGUUCUUCGGCUGCCCCGCGGACCUCCCGGAGGACGCCAGCAUCAGGGUGAUCGUGAAAGAGAAGGGGCUGCACGACGACAGCGUCGUCAACCCGCUGAAGAGGCUGAGCAAGGGGUUGGUGGCCGCCGUGCAGCUGGCGAGCGAGGCGGCGCACGGCCGCAGCGGCAGAGGGGUACCCAAGGCCAGCACCACGGUUCGCAGGCUGGGGGAGCUCUUGCGGGUGGAGCCGGAUGCCGACGGCUUCGUGCAGGCGAGCCUGCAGCUGGCCAAGCUGCACGCCUUCGGCCCGCAGACGGCGACGAAGGGAGACGGCUGGCUGAAAGGCUGUGUGAAGUUCAGGGUCAGGUGGCGCGAUCCGAAGGCAUUGCGUCUGGCCUGGCUGGGUUCCCAGGGACUCGACCAGUUCACGCCAUCCAGUAGUGCAGGCGAGGGGGGCUUCCAGCUGCGGCACAAUCUGCGCUCCAGAGCGGCAUACGACAGCGUGAGCCACCUGGAGCUCCUGCAGAUGGAGGGGUCUGCCACUCCCGCGGGAGUGAAGUGCCCAGAUGUCAUGAAGGUUUGGCGGAAAUACUACGAGAGGGACAGUGCCUACAACCAUAAUGGAGCGGACGACUGCCCCCCUGUCCGCAACAUGCUCGCUGUUCAUGGCGUCAACGUGCCCACUGAGGUCGGAUACGCCCUGAGAAUCAACACGGUGCGCGCCAAGCCGAGCAUGUUCAACACGCGAUUCGUGCUGGACGACGAGGCCGAGCUGGUUGCACCAAAGAAGGGCAUCGAGAUGAAGGGCGGCACGAUCUCAGAGGUUGCUGGCGGUGCAAGCCCCAGCGGCGACGGCACCGUCCCGCUGCACAGCCUCGAGCACUCCGAGGCCUGGCGAGGCCAGCUCAGGCUGAAGUCCGUGCGCCUGGAGUCCGUGGCGCACCGUGACAUGCUCGCAGACCCGCAGUUCCACGAGGCGCUGCACGACGUCCUGUGGCCCAUGGGCGGCUUCCUGGACCGCUGGCAGUCGUCGACGAACGGGCACGAGUGGUUCGACUUUCCCGCGGCCGCCUCCUCGCAGCUGGAAGCCGCUCGGACUGCUGGCAAAGACAGCAUCGAGCUGAGCAUCAAUAAGUACACCUACCACGUAGACCUGAAGGCGCUCGUGCAGCGCAAUGUGUCGACCGGCAGGGAGCGGCAGGUCCGCAGGCUGCUGGUCCCCGCUGGCGAGCUGUGCGAGGCCUCGGAGCUCGUCGUCACGCCCUACCGGGGCUGGCCCGACGGCGGCUUUGAGCGCGAGGCCGUCGUCGCCGAGGGGUGCAGCGAGGCGGAGGCCUGCUCCUGCGCGCGCCGGGCCGUGCGGGAGGACCCGGCAAACUGCGUGGCGGAGGUCGUCUUCCGCGUGUCCUUGACGGGCGGGCGCUGGCUGGCGAAGGCGUUCACGUCCGGGCCCGAGCAGUGCAUGACCUUCGCGCGCGGCCACGGCAGGGGCUACAUGGUUUACAGCAGCGAGGCGAGGUCGAAGCCCCCCGCAGCCUGA